Drosophila miranda is the source of this 1087-nucleotide messenger RNA. Its product is annotated as general transcription factor IIH subunit 1-like. The coding region runs from base 110 to 967 and encodes 285 amino acids. Gene Ontology annotation, biological process: transcription by RNA polymerase II; nucleotide-excision repair; transcription by RNA polymerase I. The record is from RefSeq and is a predicted model, not a curated record. Gene Ontology annotation, cellular component: transcription factor TFIIH core complex; transcription factor TFIIH holo complex. NCBI's taxonomy places the organism in Eukaryota, Metazoa, Arthropoda, Insecta, Diptera, Drosophilidae. The transcript is spliced from 4 exons.
GUAAAAACAAUCAAAGAAAUCGCCGUAGCAGGAAAACAAGUUGCGGUCUUGUCUUGUCGUCGGCUUAAGUGUUUUCUUAUGUGAAAUCGCUGCGCACUGAGCAGACAUAAUGACAACGAACCAGCAUUCCAUCAUGGUACUCAAGACUUGUGCCAAUAUAAAUUCAGGACCCUCUUCCAUGACCAACGGCACCAACAAUGCCACCGGACCAGUAUCGCAAUCUGCCUACACGAACGGCCUCAAUGGAAAGGCCACAGCGACAGCCACAGCCAGAAAGUCACAACCCACCGAUACAGUGGAACCCGAUGAGCCAAAUACGAAGAAACAGCGAUUGAUUGAAAAGAUUCACUACGAAGACCUGGGCGAUCCUCUAACGGAAGUCAACGAGGACUCAUCCAAUGGAGACGGGGGCCAGCCUAAGCAGUUUGAGCUCUCCAAGGUGGAGCGCUACCUCAACGGACCCGUUCAGCAUGGCAUGUAUGAAAACCAUAGCGAAAAGUUUAGCCUGGAGGAUGUGCAGUACAAACUAGUGCGCAAUUCGGAGUCCUGGCUGAAUCGCAGUGUGCAGCGCGGUGUCAUUUGCCCCAAGGCCGCAGUAAAUGCUCUCGGAGAGCUAAGUCCAGGCGGUACCUUAAUGCGUGGCUUUCAAGAGCAGUCGGCAGGACAGCUGGUUCCUAGUGACUUUCAGCGCGAAUUGCGCCACUUGUAUCUUUCGCUGUCAGAGCUGUUGAAACAUUUCUGGAACUGUUUUCCACCCACCACCGAAGAGCUGGAGGCGAAGCUCCAGGGCAUGCAUGACACCCUACAACGUUUCAAAAUGGCCAAACUGGUUCCGUUUGAGAAUCGUGCUAUGCAUGAGCUCUCGCCGCUGCGUUCCUCACUCACUCAGCACAUGAACCAGCUGUUGCGCACUGCCAACUCAAAGUUCGUCACGUGGAAGGAGCGCAAGCUCCGAAACAACAGAUAGCAGGAACCCGCCGUGGGUGAACUUGAGAUUCUGCCACUCACCUCACAAACAAUUAUUAUAGAAUAGGAGUAUAGUCAUAAGUGAGUGGAACUCAUUGGAAUAAAUCAUUAUUUGCAACUA